This is a messenger RNA of Orussus abietinus, 2374 nucleotides long. It is a transcript of the gene Deaf1, whose product is annotated as deformed epidermal autoregulatory factor 1. Bases 16 to 1443 code for a protein of 475 amino acids. The transcript is spliced from 4 exons. Lineage: Eukaryota; Metazoa; Arthropoda; Insecta; Hymenoptera; Orussidae. Gene Ontology annotation, molecular function: RNA polymerase II cis-regulatory region sequence-specific DNA binding; DNA-binding transcription activator activity, RNA polymerase II-specific. Gene Ontology annotation, biological process: positive regulation of transcription by RNA polymerase II. The record is from RefSeq and is a predicted model, not a curated record.
ACGGGAAGAGCCGAAAUGGAGGAGAGCCAAAGAUCGGAAAGCGUCGCCGUGGUACCGAACAUGUCCGAACCCUUGGCGAACGAGACCGAGGAAGGCCGCGGUGUGAGCGGACUGGCGCCCGAGCACGAGGCCCAUCCGGUCGCCGUGACGGCGAGCGUCUCGGCGGUGUCGGGCGUCGCGGGCGUCCAGGGCGUCCCGGUCCCGGUCUCCUUGCCCGUCGGCUCCAUCAUCGGCGUGGCCAACUCGACCAGCGGCACCACGUUCAACGUCAUUACCUCGGACCAGCUCCAGUUACCCAGUUCCGGUCAGUUCAAACAGAUGCUGUGCGUGGACAAUGGAUUCAUCUGUGAACCUCGCCACGACAAGGACGCGGAUCCCUUGAGGUGGAACGGGGAAUUAAAAGCCACCCAUAUUGUGAUACAGAAUAGCACCGACGAACCCGAAUCCGAACAGAUCCAUGUUUCCACGGGAAAUUCGCAACCCGUAUGCAGCUGGUCCGAGUCGGCCAGUAUGGCCGUUCUACCGGUCAGAUGCAAAAAUACCAAUGCCGAACUCCACAAGAGUCGGUUCGGUUCGGGUGGUCGUGGACGUUGUAUCAAGCUCGGUCAAGAUUGGUACACACCUAGCGAGUUCGAAGCACUUUGCGGCAGAGCAUCGAGCAAAGAUUGGAAAAGGAGCAUUCGAUUUGGCGGCCGAAGUCUCCAGACCCUUAUAGAUGAACAAAUUUUGAAGCCACACGCUACUUCGUGCACUUGCGCAGCCUGCUGCGACGACGACAGCGCGACCGGACCGGUUCGGUUGUUCACUCCCUAUAAACGUCGAAGGAGAGCCAGGGAAACGUCCGAUGGAGAAACGCCCACGAGAAAGCACAAGAGCGAUAACUCGAGGGACGGCAGCAACAACGACGACAGCGAGAACGAGGUAGUGGUUCCCGAUAAGGAAGUCUGGCCAGAAUUCGUCUCUGCUGAUGGCUUAGUUGUGCAACAAUCGCAGGAGCAAGACUCGGUCAUUCCAAGCGUGCAGACAGAGAGUGGACAAAACGAAGAAAUCUUCAAGAAGCUCGAUGAAAUGUCCAAUAAGAUGUUGAAGCUGGCCUACGAAUUCAGGAGGACCCUGGAGGAGGCCAAAGAGUUGAGUAGGCAGCAGAGAAGGGAACAAGCUCUCGCCGCCCAGCUCGGCGCCAGGGGCGACGUCAUCGAGACCGUGGGACUCCAGCCGUCUUCCGAUACGCACAAUAAAAAGUGCGCCAAUUGCAACCGAGAGGCGUUUGCGGAGUGCUCCCUUUGCAGGCGCACUCCUUACUGCUCCACCUUCUGCCAACGAAAGGACUGGGCUGGUCACCAGGUGGAGUGCGUUCGGGGUGCAGCGGAGACGGUUAUGCUGAUCGUUGAGAGCAGCAGCGGGGAGGCGAGUGCUCUGGCCACGGCACAGGCUGAUCAGUAGCCGGAAUAGCCGGUUCUCUUCGAUCUAGCUGCAACGAGGGAGCCCGAGUUGGCCAGAAAUUGCGACAGUCCGAACGACGUAUCGUGUACAUAGCUCUGUAAAUAUUUUCUACGAGAAUCGAAGUUGUCGAUCGGGGUGACGUUCCCCAUCAUGAAACGUUAAAGGUUGCAAGACAACUUGGUAAAGUGGGCUCGGUAAUCGGCGUACGUUACGCGCGCGAGCUCUUGUAAAUAUUUAUACGUACACCCCCUACGGUUCGGCUCUAAUUUUUGCUGUCUCGUUGGUCGGGCGAAUGCAGUGCGCUUUCGGUCGACGUUUUUAGAUUUUUUUUUUUUAACGCGAUGACUUAUACCGAAUGAUUUUUAGAUAUGUUCAGAAUCAAGUAAUUCGCCGGAGAGACGUGGGUUUUCUACCGAAAGAUUUUUCUUUAAUCCGCAAGUAACCGUAAGUUCGAGUGACUACUUAAAGUCGGACUUUUAGGAGAAGUCACCGCUCGCGGUGGGUAAGGUUUGUGAAACGACCAAAGCAGUUCGUCCGGAGGAAAGUGUACCUACGAUAUCGCGUUAAGUAUUCUAAUUAAUUCGUAACAUUUCGGUGUUACCUUAAUCCGGGAGAUGCGUGGACCCGCGCUUUUAAGCAUAAAGUGUCGCGGUAUAAAAGUUUUUAUACGGGGAUGAGCAAACCCUAUCUCACGUUCGACUGGUCGCGUUGGAUAUCUUCGGCAUAUAAACAUACUAGAAUAAAUCGAGACACAUUGCAAAACAGUAUUUUAUCAGAAAAACAGAUGUUUGUAAAAGGACACAUCGCAUCUUUUUUAUACCGUUUCGGUGUACUAUUUUAGUAAGCACCCGAAAGCCCAAUCGGUAACGCUUUCGCUCGUGCGAAAAAAAAUUCCUCGCACUUUGAAUAAAAGUGAAUCGUGUACAGAGAA